AUGGGCUCCCUACACCCAGGGUAUCUUACCCUAGUGGUAUGCUGCCUUGUACAGCCAGGGAUGUUUUAUUACUUCGAGAAGGGUUUCGACCAUUUCUAUACCUAUUCCUCGAGGUCAGACCUGUUUGGUAUGCAUCACUUCACUACCAUAAUGAAGUUCCGCAUUCGACCUGUGAACCACUCAUCAGAGAAUGUACACUCAUUGAUGCUGGAUAGCUUUGUUCAACACUCAGAGGAUGGUUAUAUUGCUGAAAACCCCCAACAAUGGAACUUAUCUAAAAGGUUUUAUUUCCGGUUGAAUGAUGACGGCACCGUUGCUAUUGUACACUAUGAUCACGCAGAUGACGACGAAGUGAUAGCUCUGAAGAAAGUACUGACCAGUACUCUGUCAGCUAAGGCUAACAUACACAAGAAUCAUCCCCGCGUAUAUGUAAACCGUGAAGUGGACCAUACCGGUGAUUUAGAACACGAGUAUCGUGUGUCACGUGGUUCUGAGGGAAUGAUAUUGAGACGAGUACACAACAGUAGUGACAGUGUACUCAGAAAUCACAACAAGGUAAAAUGA
This is a messenger RNA of Ylistrum balloti, 564 nucleotides long. RefSeq lists its product as uncharacterized. Bases 1 to 564 code for a protein of 187 amino acids. Gene Ontology annotation, biological process: lipid transport. The record is from RefSeq and is a predicted model, not a curated record. NCBI's taxonomy places the organism in Eukaryota, Metazoa, Mollusca, Bivalvia, Pectinida, Pectinidae. Gene Ontology annotation, molecular function: lipid carrier activity. The transcript is spliced from 5 exons.